AUGCCACGUAUUAUAACUCUUUGUAAAAAUUUGGAUGAUAAUAUAGAAGGUGGCCUUGCAGCUGGUUUGAUUACAGAAUUUUGCGGUGGACCAGGUUGUGGGAAAACACAAAUGUGUUUGCAGCUUUGUAUCAAUGUGCAAUUUCCACGGAGAGUUGGCGGUCUUCAGGGCCAAGCUGUGUAUUUGGAUACUAAUCAAGAUUUCAGUCCUAAUCGUUUGCGAGAAAUUGCGUUCUGUGCCGAAAAACGUUUCAUUCGCGCCUUACCCAAAGUUGGGCUUGACUUAGGCACGCAAUGUCCUUUUACUGUUAAUUCAGUAUUGGCAGGAGUGACUUAUAUAUAUUGUAAAAAUCAUAUGGUACUACAAGCUGCUGUAGAGAGUCUACGUGAAAUGCUAAUUAAUCAUAAUGAGAUAAAACUGAUCAUCAUUGAUUCGUUCUCCUUCCCUUUGCGCUUAAUUGAAGAUGUGGCAGAACGUACUGCAAUAGUUUAUAGUUUAUUAUCGCAGCUGCAACAGUUAGCGACAGAGUAUAAAGUGGUAGUUGUUAUAACAAAUGAGUUAACAACGCGUGUUACUGGCAAUGACUGGAACAUAUGUCCUGCAUUAGGCGACAGCCACGAACAUAAAAUUAAUCAGCGCAUCAUUCUCAGUAAAUGUAAUGAAAAAAAUUAUUACGUUGCAUUGAUGGAAAAGUCGAAUAUAGUACCACAAGUAGCAAUACCUUUUGUGAUCAAACAAAAUGGAAUUCGUGAUAUAUCAUAA
This is a messenger RNA of Bactrocera oleae (olive fruit fly), 762 nucleotides long. RefSeq names its product spindle D (gene spn-D). Gene Ontology annotation, biological process: meiotic DNA recombinase assembly; reciprocal meiotic recombination; DNA repair. The record is from RefSeq and is a predicted model, not a curated record. Gene Ontology annotation, cellular component: Rad51C-XRCC3 complex; replication fork; Rad51B-Rad51C-Rad51D-XRCC2 complex. Gene Ontology annotation, molecular function: ATP binding; crossover junction DNA endonuclease activity; ATP-dependent DNA damage sensor activity. Lineage: Eukaryota; Metazoa; Arthropoda; Insecta; Diptera; Tephritidae.